AUAGCGCCCCGGCUGUCUGCUCCCAGCUGCAAGAUGGCUGCCCUUGACAGCAAGAUCUUUGGCAACAAGAGGGUGAUUCAUGGCAACCAAGUGGCCACCAUUGACAGCAAGAUGGCUGAUCUUGAUGGCAACAUGGCUGUCCCUGGCAACAAGAGGGUGACCUUUGGCAACAAGAUGGCCGCCCCUGAUAGCAAAAUGGCGGUCUCAGGUAGCAAGAGGGUGACCUUUUGUGGCCACAUAGCCACCAUUGGCAGCAAGAUGGCUGCCCCUGGCAACAAGAGGGUGGCCUCUGGCAACAAGAGGGGGCCCUUCAUCAACAAGAUGCUUGUCCUUGAUACCAAGAUGGCUGCCUCUGGUAAUAAGAGGGUGACCUUUGGCUACAAGACAGCUGCCCUUGGUGGCAAGAUGGUUGCCCCUGACAACAUGAGGGUGACCUUUGGCAAUAAUAUGGCUGCCCUCGGUAACAAAAUGGCUGCCCUAAGCCCCUUGCCCCCGGGCCACCGUGGCCUCCUGGCCCCGCUUUGGUGGCCUGGUCUCCUGCUGCUGCUCCUGCUGCCGCCCCUGGGCCAUGGGGCCACCUUCAAGGUGGGCGUGGUGGGCCCGUGGAGCUGUGACCCCCUGCUGACCCGGGCCCUGCCCGAGCUGGCGGCCAAGCUGGCUGUGACCCGGCUCAACAAGGACCCGGCUGUCAACCGGGGCUUCUGGUUCGACUACGUGGUGCUGGACGAGGCCUGCCACCCAGCGCAGGCCGUGGCCGGGCUGGUGCGGGCUGAGGGCCGUGCCUCAGGCUUUGUGGGCCCUCUCAACCCGGCGGCCUGUGGCGCGGCAGGGCUGCUGGCUGCCGCCUGGAACAAGCCCCUCUUUUCCUGGGGCUGCCUGCGGGGCGAGCCGUGGCUGCGCGGUCCCGUGGCCUGGCCCCUGCCGCCAGCCCCCGCCGUGCUCUACGCCGUUCUGCGCUUCUUCCGCUGGGCCCAUGUGGCCGUGGUCUGCUCCCAGCAGGACCUGUGGCGUGAGGCCGGGCGCGGCCUGGCUGAUGCACUCCGGGCCCGGGGGCUGCCCGUGGGCGUUGUGGCCACCAUGGAGCCCCACGCUGAGGGUGCCCGCACCGCCCUGCGCCAGGUGCAGGCGGCCGACAAGGUCCGAGUGGUGGUGAUGUGCAUGCACUCAGUGCUGCUGGGCGGGCAGGACCAGCGCCUCCUGCUGGAGGCAGCAGCUGACCUGGGGCUGGCAGACGGGGGCAUGGUCUUUGUGCCCUAUGACGCGCUGGCCUACAGCCUGCCCUACCGCGCCGGCCCCUUUGCCACGCUGACCAACAGCUCCAAGCUCCGACGCGCCUACGACGCCGUCCUCACCAUCACCAUCGACUGCCCCGAGCGCUCCUUCCACGAGGCCUUCCGUGACGCCCAGCGUGGCUAUGAGGUGCCCACCCACAUCGACCCUGAGCAGGUGCACCCGCUCUUCGGCACCAUCUACAACUCCAUCUACUUCCUGGCCAUGGCGGUGGAGCAGGCACGCCGGGCCGGGCGCUGGGUGAUGGGGGCCAGCGUGGUGGCCCACGCCCGUGCCUUCCAGCUGGAUGGUUUCUGCCAGCCGGUGGCGGCUGGGGAGGAUGGGGCGGCGCACAUGGCCUACGUGGUCCUGGACUCGGAGCCCCGCGGCGCCCGUCUCUGGCCCACCUUCCGCCUGGACCUGGGCAGCCCUGGCCUGCGCUACCUGGGCCACCCCAUCCACUGGCCCCGUGGCACCGGGCCUGGCACCGACCCUGGCUGCUGGUUCAACGCCAGCGCCCUCUGCUCCGGGGGUGUGGACCCCACUUUUGUGCUGCUUAUGUUCAUCCUGGUGUGUGCACUGAUCCUGGCAGGAGCAGCCAUUGCCUACUACAUCCGGCGCCGGAUCCAGCAUGGCCAGCUGAUGAAGGGCCCCAACAAAAUUGUCCUGACCAUGGAGGACCUGACGUUCAUCAAUACCCAGAGCAGCAAGAAGAAGCUGGAUGAGAGCCGGACCAGUCUGGCGGGACGCAGCGCCUCGGACACCAAGAGCGUGAAGAGCUUGGGAGCCACACCUGAGACCACCAACGUGGCUGUCUCCGAGGCUGUGGAGAAGCACCCCGGGACCAUCCAGGCCCCCCUCUUCCUCCUCCUACUUAGCCACUACGGCCUGGUGGCCUCCUGGCAGGGCGACUGGGUCUGGCUUAAGAAGUUCCCCGGAGAGACACACCCAGAGAUCCGGCCCGCCACCAAAAUGGCCUUCUGCAAGCUCCGGGACCUGCGCCACGAGAAUGUGAACCUCUUCCUGGGCUUCUUCCAUGACUGUGGGGUGCUGGCCGUGGUGUCAGAGCACUGCUCUCGUGGGAGCCUGGAGGACCUGAUCCGCAACGAGGACAUGAAGCUUGACUGGAUGUUCAAGUCCUCCCUGCUCCUCGACCUCAUCAAGGGCAUGAAGUACCUGCACCACCGGGAGGUCAUCCACGGGCGCCUGAAGUCACGGAACUGCGUGGUGGAUGGGCGCUUCGUGCUCAAAGUCACAGACCAUGGCUACAGUGAGCUCCUCGAGGCCCAGAAGGUCCCACGCCAGCCACCCCGGGCCCAAGACCUGUUCUGGACAGCGCCGGAGCUGCUGCGCGACCCAGGGCUCCAGCGCCGUGGCACGUUUCGGGGGGACAUCUACAGUGUUGCCAUCAUCAUGCAGGAGGUCAUCUGCCGCUCCACCCCCUUCUGCAUGCUGGACAUGGCCCCCAAAGAGAUCAUCCGGAAGGUGGAGCGCCCACCCCCGCUGUGCCGGCCGUCGGUGUCCGUGGACCAGGCGCCCAUGGAGUGCAUCCAGCUGAUGAAGCAGUGCUGGAGUGAGCAGCCUGAGCGCCGGCCCACAAUCGACCAAAUCUUCGACCAGUUCAAGACCCUCAACAAGGGGCGGAAGACAAACAUCAUCGACUCGAUGCUGCGCAUGCUGGAGCAGUACUCCUCCAACCUGGAGGACCUCAUCCGGGAGCGCACAGAGGAGCUGGAAAUCGAGAAGCAGAAGACAGACAAGCUCCUCACUCAGAUGCUUCCCCCGUCGGUGGCAGAAGCGCUGAAGACGGGGGCAGCAGUGGAGCCUGAGUACUUUGAGGAGGUGACACUCUACUUCAGUGACAUUGUGGGCUUCACCACCAUCUCAGCCAUGAGUGAGCCCAUUGAGGUGGUUGACCUGCUCAACGAUCUUUACAGCCUCUUCGAUGCCAUCAUCGGCUCCCAUGACGUCUACAAGGUGGAGACAAUUGGGGACGCCUACAUGGUGGCCUCCGGGCUACCCAAGCGCAAUGGGAACCGGCACGCGGGCGAGAUCGCCAACAUGGCCCUGGACAUCCUCAGUGCCGUUGGGUCCUUCCGCAUGCGCCACAUGCCCGAGGUGUCCGUGCGCAUCCGCAUUGGCCUCCACUCCGGGCCUUGCGUGGCUGGAGUGGUAGGGCUGACCAUGCCCCGGUACUGCCUUUUCGGGGACACCGUCAACACUGCGUCCCGGAUGGAGUCCACUGGCCUGCCUUACCGGAUCCAUGUGAGCCUCCGCACAGUACAGAUCCUGCGUUUGCUUAAUGAGGGCUUCAAGCUGGAAGUUCGGGGCAAGACUGAGCUUAAAGGCAAGGGCACGGAGGAUACGUACUGGCUGGUGGGGCGAGAAGGCUUCCACAAGCCCAUCCCGACGCCCCCCGACCUGGUGCCUGGGGCGAGCAACCAUGGCAUCAGCCUGGCGGAGAUCCCUGAGGAGCGCCGGAAGAAGCUGGAAAAGGUGCGGCCGGGCUUGGCGAAGUAGGCCAGGCUGCGCGUAGCCAGGCGGAGCCAGGGCAGCUGGAAGAGGCAAGGAGACCUGAGUGGAGGCUCCAGGCACACCCCCCACCAUCACACCAGCAUGGGAUUGGAAACCAAGCAGCCAACCACGGGUGCUGCCUCCUGCCCUGUCCUCCUUUCUAUGGACUGUUCCUGCCUUCCCAGGUGCAUUGUGGGACAUUGGCAGACCUGGAAUAGGCUCCUGACUCUGUCCCAGGCCCCCAGGUACAUUAUGGGAUGCUCACCUACCUGGAAUAGGCUCCUAAGCAGGGAUUAUUAUUUGUCUGUGGACAAAAAUUAGUGGGGUUUUUUUUUAAAGGGCUCGACACUCAGGAAGUGCAACAAGCAACCUUAAAGUGGAAGCUUCUAAUUACUGUGUUAGCCGCCCCCCCUGCCCCAGCUGCCAUAUGGGCAGGGUCAGUGAUUAUCAGGGGAUGGGCUCAAAAUACUUGGGGGGUGGGGGGAACAGGGCAUCGCUUUUAAAGGGAUGUUGCAAUUCAAUUGUGGACCAAAGGCAACCUCCCUCCUUGAAGGGGUGGCCACCCACAGUAACUGACCCACAGUUGGACGUAUUGAGCUGCUAUUAAAUUCUGCCCGGUUUAAAGGAA
Molecule: messenger RNA, 4411 nt
Organism: Alligator sinensis (Chinese alligator)
Lineage: Eukaryota; Metazoa; Chordata; Crocodylia; Alligatoridae
Gene: GUCY2D
Product: guanylate cyclase 2D, retinal
Exons: 20
Coding region: 34-3789 (1251 amino acids)
Biological process (GO): intracellular signal transduction; protein phosphorylation; receptor guanylyl cyclase signaling pathway
Molecular function (GO): peptide receptor activity; ATP binding; protein kinase activity
Source: RefSeq, a predicted model, not a curated record